Hyaloscypha bicolor E is the source of this 180-nucleotide messenger RNA. RefSeq lists its product as uncharacterized. The record is from RefSeq and is a predicted model, not a curated record. NCBI's taxonomy places the organism in Eukaryota, Fungi, Ascomycota, Leotiomycetes, Helotiales, Hyaloscyphaceae. Gene Ontology annotation, molecular function: protein binding. The annotation marks the transcript as partial. The transcript has a single exon.
AAGAAUCACUAUGGUCUAUCGCCGCUUCAUGGCGCUGCAGAGCAAGGACAUCACGGCAUUGCAACCAUGCUCCUGGAGAAAGGGGCACGAGUUGACGCCAAGCCUCCGCGUGGGGAAGAUGAUGAAGGUGGCGAAGGACGCCGAGGUCCUUCCCUCGGGACUGGAGGACAGGGUUGGUAA